Messenger RNA from Trichomycterus rosablanca, 5603 nucleotides. It is a transcript of the gene znf654, whose product is annotated as zinc finger protein 654. The transcript is spliced from 9 exons. Gene Ontology annotation, biological process: regulation of transcription by RNA polymerase II. Gene Ontology annotation, molecular function: DNA binding; DNA-binding transcription factor activity, RNA polymerase II-specific. The record is from RefSeq and is a predicted model, not a curated record. Gene Ontology annotation, cellular component: nucleus. Bases 5 to 4720 code for a protein of 1571 amino acids. Lineage: Eukaryota; Metazoa; Chordata; Actinopteri; Siluriformes; Trichomycteridae.
CAGUAUGGCGGAAGAGGACAGUGAACUGGAGUUGGAAAGGUUUCAGCAAGAAUUGGAGAGUUUGUUGAACGCCAGUGUAGAAGACGAGCACGGACUGCAGAGCAAGUUUUAUUGUGUUAAAUUCUGUGAGCUGGUUGAGGAAUACACAGGACGAUGGCAAGUUCCUCUACCACAGCUUCAAGUCCUGAGGAGCGCUCUGUGUGCAUUUGUCCAUGGCACUGCGUCCUUCCCGUCUGAUUGUGAGCAUGUGCGCUACACUCUAGGCAGUCUUGCACUGAGCAUAUUUGAGCUGCUGCUAUUUUUUGGAAGAGAUGAGUUUCCUGAGGACCCUCUAAAGGAUAUUCUGGACUCCUUUCAGGAAUGCCACUCCAGUCUAGUGAGGUACCAGAAUGUGUAUCUGCUGCAGGUGAAACACAUCAUCAGAGAUGGUGGGCCUUGGGCAAGCCCUGUUCUGGAGGGAAUUCUAAAGGAAUUGGAACAACCUCAAGAUGAAGUGGACAGGUAUCUGAGCUCUGAGGUACCCUUGUUCUUCGAGCUGCGAGUGCGAUACCUGCUAGCCUGUGAGCGGACCCAUGAGGCAAUGGCGCUUUCACAGAGGUGCAGCCAGCACCCGACAGCUGGUCGCCACAUUUACUUCAAGCAGGCCUACCUUGCCUGCCUGUGGAAGACCUCUCAGCAAGAUCGCCUGUUCACAGAGAUGGCAGAGAUUGAUGGGAAGGAAGCAGUGGAGAUCCUCUGCAUUGCAGAACUUGAGGAAAAGGACAGUUUACUCCUGGAGCUCAGCAGAGGCUUCCUUCUGCAACAUCUGAGAAGUGGAGACAUGUAUCACAUUUGGGAUUUGGUGUUCAUAUGGUGUAAGGUGUACCUCAGACUGAAGUCCUCCAAAAAAGACUUUCUAGAGGAAUGCAAACAUCUUAUUAUGUCAGCCACCAAUGUGAAGGCAAUCUUUCCAUUCAUCAAGGCCAUCCUGGCAGAGCAAAUGGGAAAAGAGGGACUCACUUUUUGCAUUGAGCUCUGUGCCUGGGCGCUUGAGACUGACCUCAAGAAUGACCCAGUCACCAAGUCUCUUAUUUACAAAUCUAUAGCAUACCUAUUCCCCAAUGAUCUUGAGAUCUGCAGAGCCUGUGCCCUGCUUGUGUUCUUUUUGGAGUGCACUGUUGAGGCCUAUAAAACUGUGUUCCGUCUCUACAACCACCCAGAUUUGGAGUACCACCCUGACAGCAGUCCCGUUAGGAACAACAUACGUUUCGAGGUGGUUCAGAUGCUUAAAAAGGGCCUGUUUUUUGACCCUGAAUUUUGGAGUCUCCUACACAUCAAAACAAACUGUCUAAAGCUCAUGAGUGAUGAGGUGGCUAGAGACGCCCUGUUUGAAAUUAUGAAAGAGGAUAAGUGGGCGUCCAAUUACUGUGUUCGAAAAAACUGUGUGUGCCGUCCAGAGCCGGAUAGGACUGGCGUCAGAGACGAGGCAAAGCCUGCGAACGGUGUCAGAAAGGAGUCUGAGACGUCAAAACGGGUCAAAGCUUCUUCAGACCAUUCACAGUCUGAUACAUAUCAGACCAGGAUGAGAAAACGAGUGCAGAUCACAGAGGAGGUUCGGCGUUUACGGCAGUCGGAUUCGGCACAGAAUCACGCCGGGCAGAUGAACAACAGACUCCUUACUAGGCAGGCCGAGAAGAUUCUUCUCAAGCGCAGAGGCAGGAGACCUCGCUGGCUCCUGGAGCAGUUAGCGGCUCAGGGAGUUGCCGAUGUCCCCAGGGAAGGAAAGAAACCAGGCAGGAAGCCGAAGCAAAAGGUCGAAGCUGUUAUAGAAGACACGCCCAUCAUUGAAAUCACAUUGGAAUAUUCUUACCCUGAUAACGAAGUGGAUAUUCCUGCGAAUAUUCAGUUUCAGACUACAACGAAAAAUAUUUCCACAGAGGACAAACUGGACGAUCAAAAGAAUCCAGCGCCGCCAAGUAACGUCACUCCAAAUUCUCUACUUCAGUUAUUUUUAGAGGAAUCUACACAGACCAGCAGUGAAAAAGAUAAGGUCACGGAGAAGUUCCCAUCUCUGGAUGUUUCAGUUAUUAGACAAUUUCAUGCCUACGCAAUAGUCCCUGUGAAUGAAAGAACGUCGCUGAAUUCCUCGACGGUCAGUGUAGUUAAAACACCACGAGAAGUGGAACCAGAAAUACCAAUGGAAAUUCCUAUGCUUGUAAAGAAAUCUAGCGAACCUUUAAAGGUUUAUUCUGCAAAAACGAAAGCAUCCUCAAUGACUGGUGCUAUACCACAGGAGAUCUCUGGCCAGUCUGUAUUAAAAAGGCAUCCUGAUCCAAAAUUAUCAUCCAUUUCAACUUCUGAGCAAGCUGUAGUCGCAGAUAAAGUAGACAAUACUGUAAAAAGCACUGAUUCUUGCACAGAUAAAUCGACGGGUCAGUCUGACAGUACGCAUACAGCUAAAAAUGUUCAGGAGAGGAUUUCAAACCCCCUCGUAAAUGCAUGUGACAAACGUACUGAUCACAUUUCUCCAAAUAAAAGUGGGUCUGACAUGAAUUCUACCUCUGGAAACGUACUCCAAACAACAACCAAAACUACACCUAAAACUGCACAAGAAAAAACAGCAAACACUAUUCCAAUCCUUAAGAAAGUGACCGAGAGCGAUGAAAUCCCACUUAGAAAGAUUUCUACAAAUAUUCCCGCUGUUAAGUCUGUUAAGGAGGUAAAACCAAAACAGUCUCAAGAUGUGGCUGACCGGACAAUUGAGCACAAAUCACCUCCGGACAGACCUUCCAUGAACAACGGUCCAGCUCCUGUACAGAAAGAACUUGUGCACCGCUGCAAACUUUGCAAUGAAGAAUGUAGGAACUCUGAAAUCCUAAAUCAUGCUUUGUGGCACUACCGCACUGAAAAGAUGUGCAUGUUUUGUCCAAAUUUUACUAAUUCCAGUGGCGCCUUGUGUCAUUUUAAGAAGCAUGUCAAGGAUCUAAAAAACGCUGAUGUUCCUCUUGAGGCAAAGAAGCCUGAAGACGUAAUUGCACCCACUGAGAAGCCUGAUCAAACCGUUCCUGCGCUGAUGCAAAAGAAACCAAAGCCCGGAUUUGCACAGAUCAAGUCGAAGCUGCUGAUGAGGAUACAACUCAAAAGCAAAGCCAGCAUAACGACUCAGCAAGAUUCAGACAAAAGAUUUAAUUCAGAUGAAAAAUCAUUGACACACAAGGAGGACCAAGCCGUUAGAAAAUCGCCAUUGCCUCAAGAGCCGAAGAAAGGUUGCAGGGCUGACGAGAGACGUGUCGAGGAGAGCAGCAGCCUCGAGAAGAAGAGAACGUACUUCACCAGAGGUUUAGUAAAGAAGUCUGAAUCGAAACAAAAGAUGCUCAGGAUGAGGCUGGCCAGAAAAGCAAAGUCUGGAUCAACAAAAGCGGAUGGAAAUCGAUCGGCACCCAAGGACGCUUCUGUUCACAGGAAGAAUGGAGUCAUUAGGAAGAAGCGAAAGAUAAAAAAUAAAGACGCGAGUCAUGCAGCUGAUAAAACUGCGCAGCCGGUGCAUGCUGAGCCGACAAAACAAAAGGCUGAGAAAAUUAAAGAUGAUCAUAAUGAGACCAAACAGGACAAAGAAGGCAGCAAUAGUGUUGAAGAACAAAAUUCGAAUUGCUACAAAUCUGAUGCAAAACCAAAGGAGAAUAAGCGCAAAUCGUCUGAGCAAAAACAGGACGUUAAAGCAGGUAAAAAGAGGAAAGUAUUGGCUGUACCCAGCGAAGGACGUGGGGCUAAUCAAAACCCAUCAGAACAGGAAACUGACACAAGAAACGCAAUAAAACAGGACAGUUUAACAAGAGACUUUAAUGAAAUCUCAGAUCCAGUACCGAGUAAAUCAAGUAGAAUUCAUAGUGUAAUCAAAUGCCCUAUAGAAAUGUGCACGUUCCAAGCAAGGCUGAAUCCCAUCCACGCUCAUGUUCUCAGCAACCACCCAGGUGACAUGAAAGCUCUCGAGUUCCUUUACCACCUCUCUCAGAAAAAGUGUGCGUUUUGCACCCAAAGGAUCUGUACCCCUCGGCACUUCUGCGAUCACGUUGUCAGGCAUCGGGGUCACCUCAGGCACCCGUGCUACGAUGUAGACUGCAAGCUGAGGUUUAAAACCCGACCGGAGCUCUCCGAACACAUGCAGAGUGACCACUGCCCCCUGAAAGCAGUCUGUUCUUUUCCAAAAUGCACGGUGCAAUUCGAUUGUCUCAAGCUCUUGUACGAUCACGAGAAGAACCAUUACAAAAUGGCUUGGGAAAAUGCCUCAUGGGAGAAGGACACAUCAGUCGAUCAACAAAUACAAUCAGUCGAUGGUACGGAACGACGAAACAGCACGACUCCUUCUAAGCUAGAGGAGGAAAAUCCUUCCACAAACCCCAAACUUGUCAACGGCCACAGUAACCACGAACAAGAAAUGUCCAGUACUGCCCAACCUACUCCCGUAAAAGAGGACACAAAGACCCCGCUAGUAGCUGUCAAGCCUUUCAGUCGACCUCCCCCUUCCGCCUACCUGGAUGAACUGUACCUCACGAUGCCCAAACGCUGGAAAGGGCCUCAGGUGAGCCCCAAGGGCUCAGAGACGAGCAGUAGUAGCCCCUCCAAGAAACAUCGCUGCUCCCGAUGCUCCGCGGCCUUCGAUAGCGAGGUUGAGCUGCAGCAGCACAGAAGUAAAUGCACCUCCCUCUUCGGCUUCGAUUCAGACGAUGAAAAUUCCUUCUAAAGACGCAAUUGGCUGAAAGCUGCCAGAUGUUCCGAAGACUAAAGGAACUUGGGAAUGAAAAUGGUGCAAGCAGUUGACUUGUGUUACUGUUGCUUAGUUUUAUAGCCAAGCUUGGAGACUUUGGACUUGUAUAAAGAAUAUUAGUGAUUUGAACUCAUUUGAUGAUACAAACUUCAACACUGCUGUUGAACGACGCUGACAUCACUGCAGAACAUUUGCCGUUAGUACCUAGGUAAUAAAUUGACAGCUCGGGAGACGCGAACUGUUCAAGGAAUUGCUCAUGUCCCUGCCUUUAUUUGACUUUUUUAAUGGAAGAUGGAGCCAUGAGCCAUGUUCAUGAGAAUGCUGCCUCAGUGUUUUUAAUCAAACAGACUUUAAAGAAGCAGAUGCAAAGUAAUUAUGUAAUUGCACUCUUUGAAAUCCACCUUAUUUUAUGCACAUUUGGAUAAUCUUAAAUAAGUAGUUUAUGUUUUAUUAAUAUUUUAUUACCUGUACUGGUAAUAUUGGAUUCCACAUACUACACAUACUCAGAUUUGGUAUGAUUUUACAUUAAUUUAAGUGUUUAAGCUGCCACAUUACGUAUUAUGGAUUCGUAUAACGAACGAGAGCUGAAAUUUGGGAAUCGGUCUAGCUCUACUGUUAAAAAAAAUAGUCUGAGAGUCAUUUUUCCUCAAAAGAUUGUAUAUACAUUUGUAGAGUAAAUUGAAAUGACAAAGUAAGAGAUUUGUCUCCGAGGAGGCACGUCUGAGCUGUUCCGUAUGGGAGCAGUGAUUUACUUAAUUUAUUCUUAUUCUCUUUUGUAUUUUAUGUAAAUGUUUAAAAGUUUGAAUGGUAUAUGAUGGGAUGGGUCUGUGGGUUUAUAUAUCAAGAGUUUUCUGACCUA